UCCCUGGCCUGAUGUACAAAAGUAACAUCGCUCCACAAAACAUGAAAAGCUUCAAAACUGAGUGAGAGAGUCGCCUUGUUACCUCGUCUGCUCCAAAAUAGCUUCACUGUCACACUGCGUUGUAGUUGUACUUGUAGAGUCAUCCCAGUGCAUGUACUGGCAGUAGGGAGUUUCCCUCUUCUGACUUCUUUAUUUUUCACGUUGAAAACAGUCUGAGUGAUACAAGAUUACGAUCUGCCGGGGAACGGAGGAGGCAGAAGGAGCCUCAGCUGGCUUGCUCGUUUCCAUCGUUGUUCCCCUCUUUACACCACAGGCUCAUGGUACUAGUAUAGUGCUUGUAGUAGUGCUGCCCUUGUUGAUCUACUCGAACGUUCCGGCAAAGUGUUUGGUUGAGGAGCUUGAUUGAUUUUUUGAGUUCAAAUUGUGAAAGACAAAGGAGUUUGUGUGACAGUUGCUUGUUUAUACACAAAAGUAAGUAAGUUCAUGUCCCUGGACGUCUGGCUGAAGGUAAAAUGCAUGACGCGGACGGAACAACCAGUUCUGUUGCGAAGAUCUUCGCGAAUGUGUUCAUAUCGUUCGUUGGUGCUGGUGUCCUUGGUCUGCCAUACGCUUUCAAAGAGGCUGGUAUCGUUGAAGGCUCAUUGGUGAUGGUCAUGAUUGCGAUUAUAAGCUCCAAGGCCAUGCUGCUGAUAAUUGACUGUAAAGACUUUGUUCAGGCGAAGCGUGGACCUGAUGAGGUCACGAUCCCGCUAGUACCGCUGGCUGACUCCAAAGUCGAUGCAACAGAUGAUGCAGUACAGAGUGUAGAUUCACCCCGACCUGUUCGACCUAAGAUCACCAGUGCAAUGGACUAUGGUGAUGUUGGCUAUCAUGCGAUGGGGACAAACGGCCGAAUCUUAGUAGAUAUCAGUAUUGUGGUGUCGCAGACAGGUUUCUGCUGUGCUUACCUUAUCUUCAUAUCGCAGAACAUGGCUCAAAUGUUUAAAACCUAUGUUCCCAUACAUGAGAAUGGCUACUUGGCCAUUUUGUUAGCACCACUUGCAGGUCUAGCUUUGUUACGCACUCUAGGAAGUUUAGCUAUAUUCAGCGCAUUUGCCGACUUUGCCAAUAUCCUUGCCUACACCAUUGUCUUCUGGUUUGACUUUGAGCACUUGAAUGAAAUACCGUUUCGGCCGAGAAUAGCAUCUGCCAGUUCAUUUCCAUUUUUUCUAAGUGUUGCCAUAUUUUGUUAUGAGGGUGCUGGUAUGAUUCUAUCGCUCGAGUCAUCAGUUUCUUUGGAGGUUCGCCACAAGUUUAAACCAAUCUUCUUGAUGGCAAUGGCUGUAAUCACAACAUUGUACGUUGGCUUUGGAGUAUGCGGAUAUAUGACUUUUGGUCCUCAUACAAAGAACAUUGUAACAUUGAAUUUGCCUGAAGGAUUUCUACCUGUGCUGGUGAAGUCGUGCCUCUGCUUCUCUCUUCUCUUCACAUACCCUGUAAUGAUGUUUCCUGUUAUUCGCAUCAUUGAAUCGCAAUUCUCUCAGGAGAACAUGGAACAGUGGAAAUCGGUAUUACUGCGUUUCUGUAUGGUAAUACUCACCAUCCUCAUUGUGUUGAUCAUCCCGGACUUCUCUGUCAUGAUUGCAUUGAUCGGCUCAACGUGUUGCACUCUCCUGGCGUUCAUCCUGCCUGCCAUCUUCCACAUUCGUAUUUUUGGCGGGAAACUCACACGAUGGCAAAUGUCACUGGACUACUUCCUCAUUGUGGUUGGCUUCGUUGGAGGUAGCCUUGGACUUCGUGAUGCUCUCACCCGUUUAUAGAAUUGCUUCUGCUGCAAGAUACAGUAUGCUUGGUGAGGUAUCCUGACUACUAGUCUCUUCAUUUUAGCUUUGUCUAGUGUCUCGGCGGAAUCUUGACUAUUUCUUCCUGUUACAUUACUUUUCAUGAUUGAAGUAGUCUUGUCGCACUGUUUCGUGUUUUAUUUUCUACGAUGCAGCUGGUCUCAUUACCGCUUACUUUAACUACACCGCAUGUGUUUCCUAUAAUUCUGUGUUUGGAUUGUUCUUGGCAGGUACAAGGCUCCUUGUAGGAUUUUGAUACACCUAUUUUUUUCUUUUCAUUUUUCUUUUGCUGUCUUGAUGAAUUUUCCUGUGGGGCACAGCUCCUACUAGCUGUGCGUGCUUCAGCAAAGUACUGGAAGUCUGCUGUGUUCGGCUUUCAUGAUUAAUUUUUAUAUGUCCGUACCGGCCUAGCUGCAAUCACUUUCAUGUGAGUGAUUUUGCUCAUAUUUAUAUCCUCAUGCUGAAGCCUGUUAGCCAUUUGCAGAACACUAGUUAUGAUGCUGUGCUGCUUUAUACAUGAACAUUAAUUAUGAUUGUAGGUGCAUGUAAUAGUUUGUCUAUUUUGCUCAUUAGAAUCUGAGUCUCUUGUGCAAUGCCUGCUAUACAAUCUUUCUCGGUCUCUGGUACA
This is a messenger RNA of Sycon ciliatum, 2448 nucleotides long. RefSeq lists its product as uncharacterized. Gene Ontology annotation, biological process: amino acid transmembrane transport. Gene Ontology annotation, cellular component: vacuolar membrane. Lineage: Eukaryota; Metazoa; Porifera; Calcarea; Leucosolenida; Sycettidae. Gene Ontology annotation, molecular function: L-amino acid transmembrane transporter activity. The transcript has 18 exons. The record is from RefSeq and is a predicted model, not a curated record. The coding region runs from base 513 to 1799 and encodes 428 amino acids.